AUGGCUUCGUAUGCUGCUCGUCUAAGACUGACGUACCCUUUCAAACCCCCUUCGACAUCCAUAGACCAUAUAGUCAUUGGAGGAGGUGUCGUCGGUCUCAGCGUGGCGGCGGGUUUGGUCAACGUGUGUGGGAAAGACCGAACGACGUUUGUUAUUGAGCGACGUGAUCAGGUGGGUGGUGUGACUCAUUCUCGGAAUUCCGAAGUGAUUCAUUCUGGUAUUUAUUAUCCUGAAGGUACUUUGAAAUCAAGGUUAUGUAUUAGAGGUAGGGAGAUGAUGUAUGAAAGAUGUAGAAAACUCGGUAUUGAUCAUCGUAAAACACAAAAAUUAUUAGUAGCAACAGAUUCAUCUCAAAUUUCUUAUUUGACAAAAAUAAAAGAACGUAUGACCCAACCUUCUUUCCUUCGUUCAUCCGAGAAAACACACGAAUCAACUUCAGUAUGUCCCGUUCAACCACUUACAGGUGAUCAAGCACGUGAACUCGAACCUGAUUUAUCUUCUCAAGUAGUAUCAGCUCUUUUGAUACCUGAAACGGGUAUAGUAGAUUCUCAAGCUUUAGUAGAUUCUUUAGCUAGAGAAAUUGAAGAACCGGAAUAUCUUUAUUCUUCCAAUGCUGAAGAAAUAGCAGUAGGAGUUGAUGUUACUGGUGAAAGAAGAAGAAGAGAACCAGGUGAAGGUGUUAUAAUGUUAGGUACUAGAGUAAUUAGGAUAGAUAAAGAUUUUAAAGAAGAUGGUUGGAUAGUACAGAUGGAAACUGGUUGGGAAGGUUUAAAAGAUGGUGAAAAAGGACAAGUUGAAAGUGUUAAAACUAAUGUUAUUGUAAAUGCUGCUGGAUUAGGUGCUGUGAGUUUGAUGGAGGGUUUAGUCCCGACUGAGGAAAUGAAAGAGAUGUGGUUAGUUAAAGGAAAUUACAUGUCUUAUAAAGGUCCAGGAGUGGAGAAUAUAUCUAGACUUAUUUAUCCUUGUCCAGGUAAUAGUGUAGAUCAUCUCGGUACACAUCUGACAAUCGACUUAUCAGGUAAUAUAAAAUUCGGUCCCGACGUCCAACCGAUAGGUCCAAAUUCAAAAUACCAAACCAACCCUGAUUUCUGGCAAUCUCACUUAACACCCACAGUCUCAGCUGAAACAUUCGCCAAAUCCGUUCAAAGUUAUUUACCCAACAUUGAUCCUUCUCGUCUCACACCGGAUUACGUUGGGUUCAGACCGAAUCUAGUUGCUCCAGGACAAGGUUUUAGUGAUUUUCAUAUCGUUCAUUCCAAAGAUAGAAAAGGUUUGAUCGAAUUGUUAGGUUUCAAUUCACCUGGUUUGACUAGUUCUUUAGCUACUGGUGAAUAUGUGGGUGAGAUGGUUAGAAGGGAGGUUUAUGGGUUGAAAGGGUUGGAUUGGGGUGGGUUGGGAUAUGGGUGGAGAUGA
Molecule: messenger RNA, 1413 nt
Organism: Tremella mesenterica DSM 1558
Lineage: Eukaryota; Fungi; Basidiomycota; Tremellomycetes; Tremellales; Tremellaceae
Exons: 6
Coding region: 1-1413 (470 amino acids)
Cellular component (GO): mitochondrion
Molecular function (GO): (S)-2-hydroxyglutarate dehydrogenase activity; (S)-2-hydroxy-acid oxidase activity
Source: RefSeq, a predicted model, not a curated record